AUGGACGUGAGCGAGAAGCGGCGCAGUCUGCUCCGGGCUGCGGUGACCGAGCGGCUGGCGGCGGCUGCGGAGGAGAUCUUUGCGCUGGUGGAGAGGACCAUAGCCGAGUACGAGGAGGAGAUGUGUCGCUGCAAAGAGGAGAACCAGAGGAACCGGGAGGAGAACCUGAAGAACCGAGAGCUGCUGGACUCUCUGCUCACCGCGCAGCUCAUGCAAACAGAUGUUGCAGCGGCGAGUCAAGGAGAGGCUGGGGAUCACUCGAAACAUGAAAUAGCCGAAUCGGUUCCAGUCAAAGUGGAACCAUCUGAAUCUGACUCCAUCCCUGACUGUGUGAAGCACGAAGCGGGAUCAGAGCUUCCGGACAGCGGCCCCGCACUGGAGCGAAUGCACCAGGACUCCUCCCAGAGCUCCUCCCAGGGCUGGCCUCAGCUGUGGGAACCCCCGGCCUCCACAUCCGCUGCAGACGCAGAGACUGAGAACCAUUACGACCACAUGGACAUCCCAGACAUGAGCCCGGCGGCCUUCAGCGCAGCCAUGUUUGUCGGCUCGCCUAUGUUCGCCGUUAAAAACCACAGCGCGCAUUUAUUCGCCGCUAAAAACCAAACAAAAGUCUGCUCCUUCUGCGACAAGACUUUCUCCACGAACCAGAGCCUGCAGAUCCACAUCCGGGUGCACACGGGGGAGCGGCCUUUCAGGUGCCCGUCCUGCAACAAGAGCUUCACGCAGAAGUCCCACCUGAAGACGCACACACGGACUCACACCCGAGAGAAACCGUACCGCUGCCUCGUGUGCCUGCGCUCCUUCAUGCACAAGGUGUCGCUCAAUAUGCACGUGGAGAAAACACACAUGCACUCUGUGGGGUGA
Molecule: messenger RNA, 864 nt
Organism: Knipowitschia caucasica
Lineage: Eukaryota; Metazoa; Chordata; Actinopteri; Gobiiformes; Gobiidae
Source: the annotation of a GenBank genome assembly